UAUAGUUUUGACAUAUUUCGCGUAGUUAGUAAUCCUGAAGUUAUUGUUCAGUUUUCGUUCACGUACAGAGUUCAACUGAGUAGGGUCACGUCAUGUCGGAUAUGCUAUUUGAUGAUCGUCCGGUCUCCGCGAAACUGUCUUUAGACCUACCUCACACCUGUUCACGACACAAGAAAAAGUACACAAUGAAGGGACUAACCAACAUCUUUACUCAGAUGGUGAAAGUGAGAACAUUGUCCACCUGCCUCAAACCAACGCUCUGUCCGUCCAGAAGUUCCUGCACCGCAAGACACUGUGUUGUCAGCACUGGCACAAUGACAAAUACAAGUGGCACGACAGCAGCAGGAAGACCUGACAUUAUGAAAACAAGACCACAUCACUUAUAUAAAGGACAAAUCCAGAUGCCAGUGUCGACGUAUCAGUUUAUUCCCUCCAGGCAGAUAGCGUCCACGUCUGUGUGUUUGAGUCGCGGCGGUAUCGGAGUUGGCGGUGGGCAGCAGCACAGCGACGAGGAUGCGCCGAGGACACAGACCAAGUCACAGGGAGCCACAGAUUUAGCCUGGGCCAUCCGGUUAGCAAAUGAAAAUGGGUACCUGUCCUGGUGCAGGAAUACCUACCUAGCAAGUGCCGUGGCAUGUGGGAUGCAAGCCGAGGGGACGUUGGAAGUCUCACAACUAGCAGCUCAAGGUGUGUUUCUUCUGGCUGGUAUCAACUUGACCUGGGGCACCAUCAACUUCAUCAUCUACAUCCUCCAGCUACGACAGCGAAUGGGGAUGUCCCUUGUGGCAUCGCUCAUCAACAUCACUGGUGCCACCUUCCAUCUGCUGGUCUGGCUGGCGCUAGUCACCAUGUAUCUCGGACUCACAGAGGAACCCCCAGAGACACCUGAUGGGGAAGAAGUCUGAUACCUUCCCCAAAGUCAAUGGGACACUUUAAACUUAAGAAAGACUGCCAAUGCUUGCUGCAGUUACCCCGAUAUAGAUGAACUAGGGUCCAUAGUCUGCAAAGUCAUUAAAACCAGAUCUUUCACCCC
Molecule: messenger RNA, 1033 nt
Organism: Haliotis rufescens (red abalone)
Lineage: Eukaryota; Metazoa; Mollusca; Gastropoda; Lepetellida; Haliotidae
Product: transmembrane protein 160-like
Exons: 5
Coding region: 93-905 (270 amino acids)
Source: RefSeq, a predicted model, not a curated record